Messenger RNA from Aspergillus pseudotamarii, 1911 nucleotides. RefSeq names its product Hsp90 co-chaperone CDC37. The transcript has 2 exons. Gene Ontology annotation, biological process: protein folding; protein stabilization. Gene Ontology annotation, cellular component: cytoplasm. Gene Ontology annotation, molecular function: heat shock protein binding; protein kinase binding; protein-folding chaperone binding. NCBI's taxonomy places the organism in Eukaryota, Fungi, Ascomycota, Eurotiomycetes, Eurotiales, Aspergillaceae. The record is from RefSeq and is a predicted model, not a curated record. The coding region runs from base 148 to 1617 and encodes 489 amino acids.
UCUCCAUUUAACUUGACGAGCUACAAGCGUCUCUGGCCGAUCUCUCUUAUAUAGUUCGAACACAAUUUUUUUUUCUCUCUCUAGUAUCUGCUACUUCAUCUAGCAUUUACCCCACUUGCAUUACCCCUCCUGUCGAGAUUGUUCAAGAUGGUGCUCGAUUACAGCAAAUGGGAUGCGCUCGAGCUGUCUGAUGAUUCAGACAUCGAAGUACACCCUAAUGUCGACAAGCGCUCCUUCAUCCGUGCCAAACAGGCUCAGAUUCAUCAGCAGCGCAUGCAACGCCGCCAUGAAAUUGAAACUCUAAAGUACGAGCGUAUCAUCAACGACGGACUUCUUUCCCGCAUAGACCAACUCCUGAAGUCACUCCAACAACAUGAGGGUUCCUCAAAGAACCCUGAAGAAGUGGUUUUCCAGGUUCUCAUGGAAUCGGCAAGCAAUCCGUCAGAAGAUCAACCCCCUGCCCCACCAGCUGGUGUAUACACGCAUGAGAAAGAACAACCAAAGUAUUCUCAAAUGAUGAGCUCGCUGGUGGAUCAGGUUAAGAAGGAAAUUGGCGAGGUCAGUUCCGACAACCUUCUCAAAGCAUACAUCAAGGGUGUGCAGGGACACAAGGACAAAGUACAGGGCUUGCAGAAGGAAUUGCUGGUGAAGCUCGCAGAACUUGAGAAGGAAGAAAGCAGCAAAAUUACAAGUGAUCAGAUACAUACCGGCUUCGACACCUCCUUUGUCGCCAAGAACGAUUCCAAAGGCAAAGAAACUGAAACCAAGAAGGUGGAAUCCGUUGAGCUGCUGAACCCUACUGCGGUAUCGGGGUCUUCAUCGCAAAAGGCUACCGCUGAUGAAGAGGAAGAGGACCCAGAAAACAUGAAGGCUAGUGAUCUGGCCAAACGGUUUUCAAAAAUCAGCCGUAACGACUACCGCACAUUGCUUCAGUUCAUUUCUGAGCACCCAGAAAUCGUCGCAGAGAAGGAAACGGAUGGUCUACUAGUCGAAGCAUUCAAUAGCCAAAUGGAAGGUAAAGAUGACUAUGCUCGUACAUGCGUUCACCACGGCCUACUGCUGCAGUAUUGCCGCUCCUUGGGCCGUGAUGGCAUUUCCCUCUUCUUUAAGCGUAUCACGACGAAAGAUCAUCAAGCAUCAACGCUUUUCCGAAACGACGUCAAUGAAACCUACAAUAAGAUUAAGACCCGUGCAACAGAACUUGCCAAGGAUGGCUCUGCAUCCAACGACCCUGCUGGUGUUGAGCAGAUCCAGCUUCAUGCGGUUGAUCCCAAUACUAAGAUCACCAUCAACAUCCCUGCUGCAGAGAGCAGCGAACCUGUCGAAGUCGAAGCACGCAAGAUUUUUGAAUCAUUUUCGAAGGACUUGCAACAGGCAUUGAGCUCUGAAUCUCUGGAUGAGGUCAAUAAGGUCCUCGGCAAGAUGAGUGUCGAGGAGGCGGAAGACGUUGUGGAGAAGCUUGGGCAAAGCGGUAUGCUCAGCCUCGAGGAGGGUAUUGUGGAUGCCACCACAGAAGAAGGUCGGAAAAAGUUGGAAGAGAUCGAAGCCGAAAACAAAAAGGAGAAUAAGAUUGAGGAAGUGGGAGAGCCCGGUGGUGACAUUACUGAACUUGACUAAAGAGAUUAUGGGGGAGACUGGUCGACUUCAAUGACGUGUAUAUGUUUCUGCAUGGUUCAAAAAUGAUGCAUUGUCUAACCACUACUACAUGUUUAAUUUGCAGCGCAUCUCUCUGUACAAUUUGAUUGGGCUGGACUUUGUAAAUAUAUUAAUUAACCAUUCCUGAGUCGUCCAAGGGCUCACUUAACAAUGUAUUCAAUUUUGACGUGCGGCGUAUUGGGGGUAUACCGGUAUAUCAGCAGCCUAUGUACGGGUUGUACGGAACAAAUUGCAUAUUAUCUACCUACAUAAGUU